AUGCCUAAAACUAAAAAGCCAACUCGCAUUAUUAAGUCAAAUAUUAAUUCCAAGUUAAAUAUUGGCGACGACAGCUUUAAUAAUAUUCUCAAACCGACGUUCCCUUCCACUUUAUCAAUAAAUGAAAUUAUGAGUGUUAUUAAAGCACCUAACAAUAUUAAAAAGGCAAAAACAUUUCCGAAUGCUUUCAUCACGUAUAAAAAGGCAUUAAUUAAAGAGAAUCGUAACAGAAACAUCAAAUUACCUCCUAUGGGUCAACUUUCAAAAAUUGCAUCAUAUUAUUGGAAUGAGGAACCAGAAAACGUAAAGGAAUUUUACAGAAAGCUAUCCGAGAAAGCUAAAUCUUUUUAUAAACAAAAUGUGAUUCAAAUCGUAUUUGAUAAAAAUAUGAUUGAAGUUGAAGAGGCUUCACGUGUUACAAGUGUAAUUAAUAAAGCUGACUCGAAUUAUGUCAAUAAUAUCCAAGGCAUUGACGUUGAAAAUAUAAUCUAUACGCAAAAUUCAACAAGUGUGUGUCUUCCGAUUGAAGAUAAUUCUGCCAGCGGUAUGAGUUUUUUCCCCGACAACAAUUAUAUCAAUAGUUCCCAAGCUAGUUUUCCCAAUAGUAACUUUUUCGAAGACCGGUAUUUAAUGAAUCAAGUUCCUAACGAUCAAGAGUAUAUUAAAACGUUGGAAUGCGAAAGCAUUCAGUUUUCUCCUGAUUCAGAUUAUUUCAAUAUCCAAGGCAUUCCCGGUGAGGAUAUAAUCUUUACGCCGAAUUCGUAUCUUCCCAUAGAUUAUUCCGCUUGUAACCUUUUCGAUCGAGAGUAUGGAAUGGAACAUAAUUUUACCGAUUUAGUAUUGGUUGAAAAUAAUCAAGAAAGUGUUUCAACUUAUGGCACAUACUCGGAAUAA
Molecule: messenger RNA, 894 nt
Organism: Funneliformis caledonium
Lineage: Eukaryota; Fungi; Glomeromycota; Glomeromycetes; Glomerales; Glomeraceae
Source: the annotation of a GenBank genome assembly